AUGGCCAUCAAAGACAAAGAAAAGAAGCUCUUUGUUUCUCCACCAAGAAACUAUGCUGCAGAACUCAAAUUUCUCCUCACAACAUUACUUCUUCUAUGCACCAUUGCCACUCUCUUUCACUUCAUUCCUUCUUCUUUCACUAUCUCAGCUUCUGAUCUAAGACUUUGCAUCUCAAGAAUCUCUCAAACCCCUCCAUCACCAUCACCAUCACCACAAUCACCACCACAAGCUUCUUCCAUUAUCCAUGAAAAACUUACUACCAAUAACACCAUCAAACGUUUCUUCAACCCUUAUGGCUCAGCAGCCUAUAACUUCAUCACAAUGAGUGCUUAUAGAGGAGGACUCAACACUUUUGCUAUCAUUGGUCUUUCUUCAAAGCCUCUUCAUGUUUAUGGAAAUCCCAGUUAUGAAUGUGAGUGGAUCCCUUACACAAGCACUUCCUCAGAAAAAAUCAUUACAAAUGGUUACAAGAUUCUCCCUGACUGGGGCUAUGGCCAUGUCUACACUGUUGUUGUUGUUAACUGCACUUUCAAUGACACAAUCAAUGGUGACAACAAUGGUGGAAAGUUGAUGCUUUAUGCUUCAACAUUAGGUGGGGGUGACAGAAGCUUCAAUGUUACUGAUAAAAUGGAAGUUCUUGUAGAACAUCCUAAACUUUUGGAUCAUACCCUUUAUGAUUCAAAGCCAAAGUUUGAGUUUUUAUACUGUGGAUCAUCAUUGUAUGGGAAUUUGAAUCCACAAAGAGUGAGAGAAUGGAUAGCUUAUCAUGUGAGACUAUUUGGGCCAAAGUCACAUUUUGUGAUACAUGAUGCUGGUGGUGUUCAUGAAGAGGUUUUAGAGGUUUUGAAGCCUUGGAUUGAACUUGGUUAUGUUACAUUGCAAGAUAUUAGAGAUGAAGAAAGAUUUGAUGGAUAUUAUCAUAAUCAGUUCAUGGUUGUGAAUGAUUGUUUGCAUAGAUAUAAGUUUAUGGCCAAGUGGAUGUUCUUUUUUGAUGUUGAUGAGUAUAUUUAUGUUCCUCCAAAGAGUACUAUUAAAACUGUGGUAGAUUCUCUUUCUCAAUAUUCUCAGUUCACAAUAGAACAGAUGGCUAUGAGUGGCAAGGUUUGUCUACAAGAUGAUUAUGGAAAAACUUACAGAAAAUGGGGAUUUGAGAAGCUUGUGUAUAGAGAUGCAAUCAGAGGCAUUAGAAGAGAUAGAAAAUAUGCUGUUCAACCAAGAAACCUAUAUGCAACUGGAGUCCACAUGUCAGAAAAUUUAGAUGGAAACACAACUCACAAAACAGAAGGUAGGAUCAAAUAUUUUCACUACCAUGGAACCAUAGCACAAAGGAGAGAAACAUGCAAGUUACUAGUGAAUUCUACAAAAAUCACUUAUGAAAAAACUCCUUAUGUGUUGGAUACUACAAUGAGAGACAUUGCUGCUGUUAUCAAGAAAUUUGAGCUUAAGAUGAUUGGAUCAAGGUUGCAGAAUACAAGACAAUGA
Molecule: messenger RNA, 1482 nt
Organism: Vicia faba (fava bean)
Lineage: Eukaryota; Viridiplantae; Streptophyta; Magnoliopsida; Fabales; Fabaceae
Source: the annotation of a GenBank genome assembly